Tricharina praecox is the source of this 525-nucleotide messenger RNA. RefSeq lists its product as uncharacterized. The transcript has a single exon. The record is from RefSeq and is a predicted model, not a curated record. Lineage: Eukaryota; Fungi; Ascomycota; Pezizomycetes; Pezizales; Pyronemataceae. Bases 1 to 525 code for a protein of 174 amino acids.
AUGGUAUCCGGCGCUGCAAAGAUUGCGACAUGGAUCAUCCGCCUCCUCCAGUUCUUCUUCGCCGUCAUCCUGAUGGGCAUCACGUCCUACAUGGUCGACCAAUACCGUGAUGGCGGCUUCCGAGUCCUGCGCGAAGUGUCUCUGCCUCUGGCCGCCUCGGUCAUCGCACUGAUCCUCACCAUGCUCUCGAUGGCCGCCAUCUUCUUCCUGAACCACACCCUCCAAUUGGUGGCUGCGUUCCUCGACUUCGUCGUCUUCGUCCUCUACCUGGCCUCGGCCAUCCUCCUCCGCCACAACUACCACGGCGACCGCCGCCGCAACCCUCUCUGGUGGUCCCUGAUGGAUGUGCGCCGCGCCCAGCUCGAGGGCGACCACCCCGACUUGAUGUCCGGGCUCGUCAAGCUCCUCGUCGCCGGCGUCAUCAUUCAGCUCUUCUUGUUCUUCGCCACUACUGUGCUCGGAAUCUUGGCCGCCACGAGGUCCGACUCGAACCGCACCCGCCGCUCUAGGGGAACCGUCGUGUAA